AUGGGUCAUUUCACCUCUUCCACGGCCUAUACAAUAUCUCCCCGGACAGAGGUUCUCCAACUAUGGCAGAAGGUGAUCUCCGAGGACGCUAUCUCUUGCCCCUUUCUAGCCCACGGCAUACUCGCCUUUUCCGCUCUACAUCUAGCCAGUCUGCGGCCAUCACAGCGAGAAAAGUACGAGCAACGCUGCCGGCGUCAUCAGAAUGAAGCAAUUCCCGAAUAUCGACGUGUUAUCCAAGACAUCAGGCCUGGGAUCGCCGGUCCGGUGUUCGCUAUGGCCUCUUUAGUCGUUCUUCUCGGCCUGGCUACAAUUUCAGACAAUGCUCUUCCCAAGGAAGAUACGCUUUCCCGCCAUCGCCCGGACUUGACCGACGUCAAGGCUUUAUUUACUAUUGUAAGGGGCCUGGAGGCUGUUCUGAAGCAUGGAACAGCCGUGUGGGACACUAUCACCAACAGUUGCUACAGGGUCGCCAUGACUGGUCAUACGGCCAUAAGCGGGCAAGUUCUUGAGCUUCCCGUGGACGUCCAGCUACGAUACCAGCAGUUAAUGACGGAUUGUCUGGACAGUCUCCUAGCAAGAGAAAAGUCUGCUAAACUAGCAUGUUUAGACGCUAUCGAGUCGUUGCAGGGCAUUCAUAGUGAGCUUCUAUUUCUGGUUUCCGAAAAUGGCUCUGAGGAGGUUGAACUUGAACCAGCAUACGUGGUUAAAUGGCUCGCAUUGGUACCUUCUGAAUUUGUUACUUUGCUGCAGGAGGAAAACACCGCCGCUCUUAUCAUAUUAGGGGACUUUUUCGCCCUUUUUCAGUUGCUAGAAAAUAUGUGGUUCUUAAAAAAUGUUUCGACAAAUGCACUCAAUGCGAUACAAGAGGUCAUCAACCCGAGGGGGCUGGUCUGGCUGAAGGGUUCGGAAAAGCAGAGAAUGAAGUUAGCUCGCCAAAAUCUAGUUAUUUCUUGA
Molecule: messenger RNA, 954 nt
Organism: Penicillium hordei
Lineage: Eukaryota; Fungi; Ascomycota; Eurotiomycetes; Eurotiales; Aspergillaceae
Exons: 1
Coding region: 1-954 (317 amino acids)
Biological process (GO): regulation of transcription by RNA polymerase II
Molecular function (GO): DNA-binding transcription factor activity, RNA polymerase II-specific
Source: RefSeq, a predicted model, not a curated record